Messenger RNA from Rotaria sp. Silwood2, 378 nucleotides. Lineage: Eukaryota; Metazoa; Rotifera; Eurotatoria; Philodinida; Philodinidae. The record is from the annotation of a GenBank genome assembly.
AUGAAUUCAUCAUCAAAUAUUAAUUAUUUGCAUAUAAAAAAUAAUCAUUUUGAGAUUGCUAAGCUUUAUUAUUAUAAAGAAAAUAAUGUUAAUGUUGCAGUUGAUUAUCUAGAAAAAAUUAUUCAAGAUUUACAAAUGAAAAUGAAUGAUUAUCCUUUAUUAAAGCUUGCAAAAAUUUAUCAAAGUAUUGGAAAAUUUUAUUUGAUGUAUUUAAAUAAAUAUGAAAAAGCAUAUGAAUAUUAUGAAAAAAGUUUGGAUAUACGAAGAAAAUUAUUACCAGAUGAUAAUACAUUGGUAACUCAAGUAAAAUGUGAGAUUAUAUCUGUUUAUAAUAUGAUGAAAAAUUUCGAUCAUAUAUUGGCUUUAAAAAAAAAGUGA